Messenger RNA from Castor canadensis (American beaver), 2713 nucleotides. It is a transcript of the gene Erfe, whose product is annotated as erythroferrone. Gene Ontology annotation, biological process: negative regulation of gluconeogenesis; positive regulation of insulin receptor signaling pathway; positive regulation of D-glucose import across plasma membrane. The record is from RefSeq and is a predicted model, not a curated record. Lineage: Eukaryota; Metazoa; Chordata; Mammalia; Rodentia; Castoridae. Gene Ontology annotation, molecular function: hormone activity.
CAGCCAGCUGGUACCUGUUGUAACCACUUGGCCCUGUGCCCACCAGGGGCCAGGGCCGCAGGGGCUGAGCAAGGCAGUCAGGUGGGCUACCCUCAUGUCUUUGUCUCCAGCCAAAUGGGGAUGUGACUGGACAGCAGACCAGGGUGGGGCGGGGCUGGUUCUUCAGGGAAAGGCGCCCUUGGACCUGACCCCUCUCCUAGGUCAGGCCUGCGAGUCUGCUGCACUUGUCCUGGCAGGGUGCUCUGUGCUGACCCUGGCGGGAGGUGGGCAGCGGAUCCCCAUGGCUGGCCACAGCACCAUAGGUGUCAGUCCUUCCAGCAAGGCCCCCAUCAGAGCUGAGCAGCUGACGCGAGAGGGACGCGGCGGGCGCAUCUCGUGGGGAAGAGCGAGCACUUCGCGUUCUGCCUCGGGGCGCUGGAAGGGAGGGGGUCCCUGGGGAGGGGCCGUGAGGGUCUCCUGCCUCCAAGGUGCUUAACCUGUGUCGCAGGGCACCUGGAGUCUCUGCAGGGGACGUGCGACACAGUAGAGAGAAGGGAUGUCAGGGCUCCCUACGGAGCAAAGAGGUCCAAGGGUGCGAGGUCAGGAGAUGGGGCGCCCAGGCGCCUCGCUGCAGAAAAGCUGGCGGGCCAGAGCCAGGAGGUGCAGGGCGCGGGCUUGACCUGCAGGGGGCGCCGGACCUCGGCCUCGGGGCUGCAGGAACCCCCGCCCCUCCCCGGCCCUGCCCCCUGCAGUGCGCGCGGGAGUCGCGAGGGGGCGCCCGCGGCCUCGCACGAGGCGAGGGAUCGAAGCGCGUUAUAAAGCGCGGACCAGAGACCCGCGACGCCGCGCUCGGAGCCGCCGGAGCCGCCGCCCGCAUGGCCUCGACUCGCCGCCCCGCCGGAGCGCGCCUGCUGCUAGUCUGUGCCGGCCUGCUGGCCGCCGCUGCCGUCCUCGGCGCCCCGGAGUCCGGCGCGCCCGCAGGGAACCGCGCGCGCCCGGAGCCGCCCGGGACCGAGCUGCCCGCGGGCCGGGCCGAGAGCCCGCCGGAGCACACCAUGGAGCGAGCACGCAAUGUUGACCCCCGGGAUGCCUGGAUGCUGUUUGUCAGGCAGAGCGACAAGGGCGUCAAUGGCAGGAGGAGGAGCAGGGGCAAAGCCAGGCGGCUGAAGCUUGGUCUGCCAGGGCCCCCAGGGCCACCCGGUCCCCAAGGUCCCCCAGGCCCUCUCAUCCCACCCGAGUCACUGCUGAAGGAGUUCCAACUGCUGCUGAAAGGUGUGGUGCGGCAGCGCGAACGCGUAGACCCAGAGCUCUGCACGCGUGGUCCCGCCCGGCCAACCACGGUGAGCCCCACUCCGGCCUGGACUGCAGAGGAGGAGGACGCCGACGAGGACAUGGGGGCCGUGCUGGCGCUGCUGGCCGCGCCCCUGGGCCCGCGGGCGCCCCGCGUGGAGGCCGCCUUCCACUGCCGCCUGCGCCGGGACGCGCUGGUGGAGCGGCGCGCACUGCACGAGCUCGGCAUGUACCACCUGCCCGACGCCGAGGGCGCCUUCCGUCGCGGCCUGGGUCUGAACCUGACCAGCGGCCAGUACACAGCGCCUGUGGCCGGCUUCUAUGCCCUCGCCGCCACGCUGCACGUGGUGCUUGUAGGAGAGCCGAGGCGGGGGCCGCCGCGCCCCCGGGACCGCCUGCGCCUGCUCAUCUGCAUACAGUCCCGCUGCCAGCUCAACGUCUCCCUGGAGACUGUCAUGGGCCUGGAGGGCAGCAGUGAGCUCUUCACCAUCUCAGUAAAUGGUGUCCUGUAUCUGCAGAUGGGGCAGUACACCUCUGUCUUCUUGGACAAUGCCAGCGGCUCCUCCCUCAUGGUACGCAGUGGCUCCCACUUCAGUGCAGUGCUCCUUGGUGUGUGAGCAGCCAGCCACUACAGGCUCUUGCCCUCACCAGCCAGAGACGUCUACAAAAUCAGACUAACAGUGGCCACAUGAAGGAAGAAGCCCACAUGGAUCUGCCCACACUGGCCACUACAGGAGGUCCUGAGGAGGUGCUGCAUAAACCAGUAGUCCGAGAACUAGCAAUGGUAUCAGGAUGCCAUGAGCCCUGUUGUCCUGGAAACAUCCAACAGCAUGUCUGACAGCACUUGCUACAUCCCCAAUUGCAGACCUGGCUUCCCCAUGGCCCCACAGAACCUCAGUCUUUCCUCAGCCCAGCCCAACCUUUUCUAACUUUCUUAAGCACUCUCAUAGGUUGGCUAAGGGAGUUCUGACCAGGCCCCUACCUGGAAGAGGGUCAGCCUAUGCAGGGGCAAGGGGCCACCAAGGGGAAGCAAACUAUGUAUUCUUGCUGCUUAGAGGGAGCACAGGCCAACAGCAGACUUGUGACCACUCACCCUGUUCCUGCACACCUCUUCCCCCACCAUGCCUCUGCCUGCCAGUGGAACUCAAGGACCUGAGGGGUGCUGAACAGGGAUUUCCAGGGCAGUGUGACUUGACCUGGCUUCUAGCAGCUGUGCCUACUUAGGAGGCAAGACAAAGCGCAAGCCCCACUAGCGGAUGAAAUGCCUUAACCGGGGAGCUGCCCCACCCCUGCCCCUUCCACAGACAAGGCUUCCUCUUACCCUCUGCAGAGGCUGGCCGCUGCCAAAGUUCCUUCCCCAUUCCCUCUGAGGUUCUGGCUCACAGCUAGGCCCCAUGGACAAGUAAAAAAUGAAGAGCACCUCUGCAGACUGGAGACACAGCCU